Messenger RNA from Microthlaspi erraticum, 498 nucleotides. The record is from the annotation of a GenBank genome assembly. Lineage: Eukaryota; Viridiplantae; Streptophyta; Magnoliopsida; Brassicales; Brassicaceae.
AUGCUGCUUCUUGGAUCCAGGAAGAUGUUGUUGUUUGGAACUGGUGAGAAGAAGAUUUUGCUUGAACGUGGUAAGAGGACUGACAAUGGAGUGUAUGAAGAUUGGACAAAGCUGGUUCCACGGGUUAUGUCACGGAGAAUCGAAGUCCUUGUGAAGAAGAGGUGCGACAGCAACCACAAAUGUGCAAUUCCUGUCAUCGAUGUGAUGACUUGGUUGCAUCAGCUGAAGAAGAAGGCUGUCUUUCUCGCCACAGGGGAAGAAGACAUGUCCCAGAGGACUUACUUUGACACAGAGAAUGCUUCAAGAGGUCUAGGUAAGUUCAUCGUUGUGGUUUUGGGUGGAGGAUUGUGGUAUAUUGGGAAAUUUCUUGUGGGUGAGGGAUUCGAGUUCUUGAAGAUGAGAGAGUGUGAGGUGAAGAUAACUGACAAGAUUGAGGAAUUUGAAAAUGAGAUCGACAUCUACACAAUUGGAAAAAUCACAGAAACAGUGAAAGUAUAA